AUGGGAGAGGACAGAGAAGAGAGUUUGGAGGAGUUGAGCACAGACCGCCUGAAGCUGGAGCUGCUGGAGGAGAUCCACCUGAAGGAUGUCGUGCAGCUCUCCACGCUUGAAAUACGACGCAAGAUCGCAGAGCUGGAGUCCAGCCUCAACAGCGACCAUGCAACCAACGAAUGGAAAGCCCGGUAUGAGACUCAGCUGGAGCUGAAUGACCAACUGGAAAAACAAAUUGUAUCUCUGAAAGAGAAGAUGGAAAAGAUCCGCGGGAACCCUUCAGAUAGACUGUCUUCCAUUCGUAUCUAUGAAAAAAUGACGGUGGAAUCUUUAAACACGUUACUUAAACAACUAGAAAAAGAGAAAAGGAGUCUUGAAACUCAAGUGAAAAACUACACACUUAAACUGGAGCAGGAAUCAAAGGCAUACCACAGCACCAACAGUGAGCGCCGCACAUACAUCGUGGAAAUGUCUCAGGUUUCUGGCUCAAGUCAAGCUUCUAAAAAGCAACAGAUGGAUCCAUUGCCUAAAAUGAAAGAGAAUCCCACGAAAAUUGGGAGAUGCAGUUCUGUUAAUCAGAAGACAAUGAAUGUCAAGAAAGGACCAGUAAAAAAGGUUUCACGAUCAAGCCAUCUCCCGAAACUCAACCCGUGA
Messenger RNA from Psammomys obesus (fat sand rat), 645 nucleotides. RefSeq names its product coiled-coil domain containing 169 (gene Ccdc169). The record is from RefSeq and is a predicted model, not a curated record. Lineage: Eukaryota; Metazoa; Chordata; Mammalia; Rodentia; Muridae. The transcript has 8 exons. Bases 1 to 645 code for a protein of 214 amino acids.